UCUUAAGAUGGUUUUACCGCUACUUCUACGUAUGAAAAGAAUCAUGGAAGACAGAAAUGAUGUUCCAAUUUACCUACCUUGUUUGUCUGUAAGUGUGAACAUGGUGUUGUACAUGUGUCAGCUCCCGGAACUGUUCAAAACUUGACUGUGACACCUGGGCAGGAGGCUUUCAAGCAUCUGACCGCAAGAUGGCGAUGUCCAGGUGUGGCUGACCGUCACUCACUUAUCAAGGGUUUCUUUGUGAAGACAACAAUCGUGGGACACGGCCCUGGAUGCGACAUCUCGUCUAGGUACACCUCACCUGUAGUGAAGUCGGUGACUCAGGCAGACCAGACAAUACAUUGCAGCUCAAGCAGCUGCUACGUGAGUUUGGCAGAAAAAAGUUGCCAAGGUAACCAGAGCGUGGUGAUUGACGUGCAGCCUGAAAACCGUUAUCUUAUUCAGGUGGGGAGUGUUGGUGAGGAGUACAACAGCUCAGACUGGGCCAACACCACUUACUGUGCACCUGCUGGACCUUCAGAGGCUGUGAGAAACCUGAACGUCACUGUUUUGAAUGAGUCUGCCUUACAAGUCACGUGGGACGAACCACAAGAAACAAACGGAAUGUUGCUUGGGUAUGGUUUAAAUGUGAGCGAUGGAAGUGGAUGUGUUCAGAAAAUCUACUUGAAUAACAGCACCAACUGCGAAACACCUAUAGCAAAAUCAAAAGACCCACGUAUUGGAACACCCUGUACGAACUGGUCAGUGAUAUGUAGACAAGAUUUACAACUUACCAUCACGGACCUGCUCCCUGACACCUCCUACACCAUCACCGUCUUUGCCAUCAACGGUGCUCCUCAGAACAACGGAUGGGGCUCUCCAAGCAGCUUGAAUAGAACCACCGCCAUCGCUGUUCCAUCAAACAUAAACAACUUCACAGCGAAGUGGACAACAAACAUCUCUGUGAAUCUCACCUGGUCAACUCCGGUACCCCGUCCUGGACCCACCAACUACACUCUGGUCACCACAGACCUUGGUCCUCUAUACUACAGCUACAGGGGGGCUUUCUCUACCAACAAAACAUUGAUAACAGGCUUUGACAGUCACGAAUACUUAGUAAAAGAACUACGCCCAGCAUGGAACUACAGCUUUACCCUGUCAUCACAAACAUUGGCAGGAUCCUCACAAACUACAACCACAACAGCACAAACACAGGACUCAGUUCCUGGAGUUGUUCAGAAUCUGACUGUAACACCUGGUCAUGAGGCCUACAAACAACAGACCGCAAGCUGGCGAUGUCCAGGUGUCACAGAGCGGAAUACUCGCAUCAUAGGAUUCCUUUUAAACACAACCUCUUGGAAUAUAAACGGAGACAAGAAAGAAGACAGCUCUGCCGCUCAGAAAAACCAGUGCAGUGUGGGUAUUUGUUUUGUAAACGUGACGGACGUGGGCUGCGAAAAUACCCAAAGUGUUGAUAUCGUCGUCAAGCCUGAACAUCAUUAUCUUAUCCAGGUAGUUAUUUUAUCUUUGUAAAGUUUUAUUAGUCUG
Messenger RNA from Pomacea canaliculata, 1527 nucleotides. RefSeq lists its product as uncharacterized. Gene Ontology annotation, biological process: axon guidance. The coding region runs from base 604 to 1512 and encodes 302 amino acids. The transcript is spliced from 11 exons. Gene Ontology annotation, cellular component: neuron projection. NCBI's taxonomy places the organism in Eukaryota, Metazoa, Mollusca, Gastropoda, Architaenioglossa, Ampullariidae. Gene Ontology annotation, molecular function: transmembrane-ephrin receptor activity; protein binding. The record is from RefSeq and is a predicted model, not a curated record.